This is a messenger RNA of Clarias gariepinus (North African catfish), 1268 nucleotides long. RefSeq names its product glutaredoxin and cysteine rich domain containing 1 b (gene grxcr1b). Gene Ontology annotation, biological process: sensory perception of sound. The coding region runs from base 36 to 488 and encodes 150 amino acids. The transcript is spliced from 2 exons. NCBI's taxonomy places the organism in Eukaryota, Metazoa, Chordata, Actinopteri, Siluriformes, Clariidae. The record is from RefSeq and is a predicted model, not a curated record.
GACAGACAGGUGUGUAAUGUAGGGAGAUCUGAGCGAUGGAGACGCUGAGGCGCGUGCAGGAGAGCGGAGCGGAGCGGCGCGUGCGGUUCCGCGUGGCGUCCGCGCGCAGCGGCAGGGUGCUGCGGGAAGUGUUUAGGGAAGGCGAGGAAAGCACCGAGGACUCGGCGGAUUCAGACACAGCCGCCGGCUCGGAGACUGAGCGCGCCGCCUCUCCCGCCAUCAGCGAGGCGAACGGGCAUCUGAUCGGGCUGGCGGUGGAGCAGCACCCGGGGGACCGCGGCAGUGAGCCGGACGACCUGCUGGUGUACGCGAGCGCGGCGCACGAGCAGCUGUUCAGCCGCAAACGCGUGAACAUCUUCAGCAAGAACGGCACGAUCCGUGGCGUCAGGGACAAAGUGAGCGCAGGCCAAGUGCUCUUCAAUAAUCUCUCCAAACUCUACGGGGCAAGAGAGACCAUGUCUGUGAAGAAGCUGCCUGCAGGAGUUUAAAGUAGUGCAGAGCAGAACAUAGCAUCACAUCUGGCCAGGGGAUUGUAUGAGGAGCCUCGGUAAUCUGUUUUAAACAUGAACCAGGAUUGGACUGAUUUAGACACUUUCCAAUAACACUAGUUUAGGGAACUUUUUAUGUGGAAGCUGAAGUGUCUAUGUGUGGUUGUGCAUAUUGUGAUAUUUUUUUAAAGAAAGUGAGAAAUUUACAGAAGGUUUCUUUGGAUAUUUUUAGGCCAUAUGGAUAUUUUGAGGUGGGGUAGUAUGUUCAGAAUUUUUGGUUCUAGGAGUAUUUUUGCUGCAUUCUGGUCUAAUUGGAGUUUAUUUAUGCUUCUGCGGGACACACAGUUAACCACGCAUUACGACCUGCUCUGAUGUAUACAGCACAUAAUCACACAUUGCACAUUUUACUUAAGCAGUAAGUCUUUUGCAGUGAAUAAAAUACAUAUUUACUUUUACAUACAAAAGUGUCAAGCUUACAGGGUGAGCGAAUAUACAAGGUGAGCUUCCUUAAAUGUUCCUUACAGUUAAAAUUAACCAGCAGUAAGGAAUGUUCCAUCUCUAACAGAAAUUUCUCCAGUAACAUUAAAGAGGUAAACAGCCAUUACCAGUAACAUGAUUAUGAUCCCUUCUUUUAAUUUUCCACUCAAUGUUAUUUUAAAUAAAGCCAACAAUGCCCUUUAUAUAAAAAUUUACUUUGUGUUUUCUUAUUUUUUAUUAAUGUUUUUAUGCUAAAGAAUUCUAAAAUGUGUCUUGUAACUAUGAACAUCAUGAUUUUGUUAU